AUGCCCGACCUUGCACUAACGCUCGUCUCCCUUCCUGCCCGCAGCACUGACAGCGGCUGGGACAACCCUUUCCGGCCCGAUGGCAACCUGAGCAAGGAGGCGGAUGAGAUCGUGGAGCUGAUCAAGGGCGGCAAGCCCAUCACGCCGACGUCGGGCGCCGCCCCCGCGCCUGCCGCCGACGCCCAGCCCGCGGCUGACGGCGCCGCCGUCGUGGACGGCGCGUCGCCCGUGAGCGCGUCGCCGCAGCACGCAGCAGCUCCAGGUUCUCCAACUGCAGUUGCACACACUGUGCCACAACAGAAUAAUGCUAAAGUGGGAGCUAAUGGAAAUGCAGCUACAGCUCCUGGGGGAGGUGGUGGUGGAGGAGGUGCUGGAGGCGGUGUCGCCGAUGGGCAGAAGGCACCUGCAACACCAGGCAACUUGGAGGUGCAACGCGGCACAGUGGACCCGUCGCAGGCGGUGGAGCACGUGGUACUGAAAAAGAAGCAGAAGUGCAAGUGCUGCGUUAUUCAGUAAGCUGGGAAUGUAGACACAAUUUUACAUACACCAUAUUUGAAAGCUUUGAAAGAUAAUUUCUUCUUUUAUAUAGUCAAAGCUUUUACGCAAAGAAAAAUAUUUUACAUAUAUAAUUUCUGCGGUCACUUUAAUUUUGUAUGUCUCUAAAUUUGUUCACAUAUUGCAUCCUUGUUGCUGUGAUCUGUCUCGUAAGGUUGCAAGCAGGUCAAGGUAUGUUUUGUACUGGAACUACAGAGCCUGUGCUUACCUUCUGCUUUGUGUUCCCUAUGUGCAGCCUGGCUGGAUAAGCAUGCCAGAACAGAGAAAAUAUAUAUAAAUAUUAUAAAUAUUCUGAAUAAAUGUGUGUAUAAAGUUUAAUAAUAAUAAUAAACUUUCUUAUACAAAAAGAGGAAAAAAAUCAAUUUAAGAGAAUUGUACAGUUAAUGUUUUGUCUUGUGCUGUGCAUCGUAAUAUAAUUUCUAAUCCUCAGCUUUUCUGUGCUUUUGAUACAGAGACAUUAAUAAUAAUUGUACAGGAAAUAAUAUGAGCUCCAGAGGCAUCAUAGCACUGUGUAGACAAAAGUGUCAUAUUGACUCGCUCAUGUGUUCUCACGGCUCAGCCCGCAAUUGCUGCUGGCAGGAGCGUUUAUUGCAUGAUUAAAACAAAUAAUCUUUGAUGCACUUAAUUCUGUCUCCUAUGCUUUGUUCAUUUCAUUUUUGUCAUAGUUCUGAACAAGCUGUAGACCAGAUUUUUAGAGAUGCAUGAUGCGAGUGAAUAUGGUCUUAGUUUUUUGUUGUUCCUUGUUAUGUGAACAUUAAUUCUGUGAACUUAAAAAGGGAUACACCAAAGACUUCCUACUGUGGACUUCUGUGAACAGAUGACUGUAUUCUAAGAAGACUGAGGCGUGCACCGGCCGGCAUCAGCCACAUAAGCAAAUUUGCAAGUUUGAAGCAUUCAGUGACCUUCCAGAGGUCUGUGAGAAUUGUAACUGUUCUGUUGCUGGCCCAAUACCUAACAGGUCCUACAGAAAAGAGGACAACCAUUCUAAGGUUGCUGAACAAAUUGUGAACUCUACCAAUUACACAUAGAUAAUACAUAUAUACAUAUAUUUUAAUGGUAUACAUAGGGAAAAAGUAAGAAUUAUGAGAAUUUUAAAUAAGAAAGAACCUAUUGUAAAUUUCAGGAAGCAGAGAUGUUACAUGGAAUUCUUGCUUGUAUUAUACUAAAAACUUAGUGAUCAUGUCUUAACUCAUUUAUGUGUACAGUAUGCUUUCUUCGCUGUGUAAUAUGGGUGGGAGUAAGGGGUGGUGUUGGGUAGGAAGUGGGGCAGUCACCUGUCUUUGCUUAUCCUUUUCUGGUCCGAAGGCAGGUGCUGAUUAGCUGGUCGUAUAGUUCUGGUGAUGAUGGCCUGCUUUGUCUCUGGCCCACUGUAGCCUGCCCUGCUCUACCUCGUUAAUCUGCCUUUGUUGUCGGCCUUUAUUUAUGGUUUGUAAUGACAUAUGUAAACAUUUGGGAAGUUCAGGUCCAGUUGGGCAGGACACGUUGUGAAGGUGCAUGGAUGUAGCUACACCUCGUUGAUCUUUGGUAUACUAUCUGUGGUUGAUGCUAGAAGUUUUCCUAGACUUUAAAUGCAAUGGGGAGUUUUAGAACUUGGCAAUUGCCAUGGUGUGUGUCAGUUCUGUUACCUGGACUAAUUGUUUUAAACAAUUAUAAUUAGUCUUGUGUAAUUUAGCUACUUGGUAUUUGUAAACACAAGUACUAUUGCUGCACAACCUGGACCUGGUACUGUUAGCUAACCAGACCCUCUUUGCUGCAGUUUCUGUUGGUCAUUUAAACACAGUUCAGUUUUAAGGAACAAAAAACAUUGCCGAGCUUCUUCUUAGGUGCUUAUAAAUUGUAUGUAUAGUACCUUGGUUAACUCCAGUGUAACUUAUAUGGUUUAAUAAAAUAAUUUUGAAAAUAUUG
This is a messenger RNA of Gryllus bimaculatus (two-spotted cricket), 2460 nucleotides long. The record is from the annotation of a GenBank genome assembly. NCBI's taxonomy places the organism in Eukaryota, Metazoa, Arthropoda, Insecta, Orthoptera, Gryllidae.